Molecule: messenger RNA, 1972 nt
Organism: Nicotiana tabacum (common tobacco)
Lineage: Eukaryota; Viridiplantae; Streptophyta; Magnoliopsida; Solanales; Solanaceae
Product: putative glycosyltransferase At5g25310
Molecular function (GO): glycosyltransferase activity
Source: RefSeq, a predicted model, not a curated record
GCCGAGUAGGAGAAAAACUGCUCAAUUCUCUUCUAUUCUCUUUCCCCGCCAUAACCGCCUCUUCACAUUCCUUGAAAAUUCUCGCUCUCUCUCUCUCUCUCACACACACAUAUACACAUAUAUAUAGGAUGAUGAUUUUUAAAAAGAGUGGUGAUAAUGAAGGUGGUAGUAGUGGUGGUGGAGGAGUACUUUAUGCUUAUUUAGGUGUACUCUGUUGUGUACUUGUUGUAUCAGUGAUAGCAGUUUUUCUCGGAAGCGGCUUCCGAUCAUCUGCGGUUGCUGUGAAUUCUGGUAGUACUGUUUCGAUUGUUGAGUUGCAGAAGAAAGUGAUCGCCGCCGCCGUGGCUAAUCAGAAUCCGUCGCGAGCCAUCGCUUCUGAUAUUUCGUUCUAUCGGAAGAACUCUUCGUUCGCUCCGAUUCAUAGAAAAUCUGCCGUUGUUAGGAAAGUUGAUAAGAAAGAGGAAGGAUUGGCACGAGCGAGAGGGGCGAUUCGAAAAGCUGCUGGUGUUCGAAAUCAGUCGAUCAUAAACCCCGGUGGAAUCUACCGUAAUCCAGGCGCAUUUUAUCAGAGUUACAAGGAGAUGGAGAGGAGAUUCAAAGCGUAUGUAUAUGAAGAUGGAGACUUCAUAAUAGUCCAUAAUGGGCCUUGUAAAGAUAUAUAUGCAAGUGAAGGAAGGUUCAUUAGCGAGAUGGAACAUGGUAACAGUAAAUUCAGGACAAGAGACCCUCAUUCAGCCCAUGUUUAUUUCAUGCCUUUUAGUGUUACUUGGAUGGUUAAGUUUCUCUACAAGCCACUUUCAUAUAACGUUACUCCUCUUAAAGAGUUUGUGUCUGAUUAUGUUCGACUUAUCUCAACAAAAUACCCUUUCUGGAAUCAAACUCAUGGAGCUGAUCAUUUCAUGCUUUCUUGCCAUGAUUGGGCUCCUCUUGCUUCAAAAGGCAAUGAUUUUUUGUACAAUACAUCAAUAAGGGUUUUGUGUAAUGCAAACUCCUCAGAAGGUUUCAAUCCUCAGAAAGAUGUGAGCCUUCCUGAAAUCUACCUUUACAAUGGUGGAGUGUCCCCAAAGCUACAGUCUCCUCCACCAGCCAACAUUUCAAGGCCUUAUCUUGGAUUCUUUGCUGGUGGACUUCAUGGCGAUAUCCGGAAAAACCUCUUCGAACACUGGAAAGGGAAAGACUCCGAUCUUCGUGUAUAUGAAUACCUGCCUAAAGACAUGGAUUAUCCCUCGGAAUUGUUGAGGUCCAAGUUUUGCCUAUGCCCAAGUGGCUAUGAAGUUGCUAGCCCAAGAGCCGUUGAAGCCAUUUAUGCCGAAUGUGUUCCUGUUAUGUUAUCAGAUCAUUACGUCUUCCCUUUUAGUGAUGUGCUAAACUGGGAUGCAUUCUCAAUACAGGUUAAUAUUUCUGAUAUCCCAAGGCUAAAGGAGAUAUUGUUGGCUGUUCCAGAAGACAAAUACAUGAAGCUCAAAGAAGGUUUAAGAGCUGUGAGGAAACAUUUUGAACUAAACCGGCCUGCUCUGAAGUUUGAUGUGUUUCAUAUGAUAUUACACUCUAUAUGGCUCAGGAGACUAAAUUUAAGGCUCUAGAUGGAAACAUGCUAUAUAUAUAUAUAUGAGUUACAAAAGAAGAACUAGGGGGGAGAGGCAUAGGGGUUGGAGUGAAUAGAAUCGAUAUCAAAUGUUACCAGGGUUUAUUUAAAUGCUUUUUGAGUUAAAUUCUUUCAUUCUCUAGAAUUUGUUUGUAAUAGCAUCUUUUGCAGAUGGGCGCAUUCUUCCAUAUAUAUAUUGGCCUAUAGGAGUAAACAAGUCCUCUUGCUUCAACAAGACAAUGUAAAUGAAAACAUUCUUGAUCUUUUUUUUUUUUUUCAUUUUGGAACGGGAGAAGUAUCAGUGUUUGUUCUACAAGAUAAUAUAUAUCCUUGAAAUUUUUGUCAAAAGUGAAAUGUGCAAGGAAUGAAUUCGUCUUGACCAAUUUA